Molecule: messenger RNA, 1608 nt
Organism: Geosmithia morbida
Lineage: Eukaryota; Fungi; Ascomycota; Sordariomycetes; Hypocreales; Bionectriaceae
Product: amidase
Exons: 4
Coding region: 1-1608 (535 amino acids)
Source: RefSeq, a predicted model, not a curated record
AUGACUGUCGUUUCCUGGAAUGAUAUCGGUGCCAAGAAGCGGUCCGCCCUUCUUGCAAGCUUCCCGGCAGACCUUCUUGUUCCCGGCACAGUGCUACCGCCAGAUUCCCAGCAUGACGUCCGAGAGUGGCCGCAGACAUCGGGCUGGUUCACUGCCGAAGAGCUCAGCAUAACAGGUGCUACUGCUACUGAGCUUCUCGGGAGGUUGGCCUCUGGUGAGGUGACGGCAGAAGCUGCCGUACGAGCAUUCUAUAAACGCGCAAUCGCGGCGCACCAGCUAACCAACUGUCUCUCCGAGAACUGCUUCGAGCGUGGACUCGCCCGCGCAAAGGAGCUCGAUGCCGAAUUUGCACGCACCGGAAAGCCCACAGGCCCCCUCCACGGCCUCCCCAUUUCUCUCAAGGACAACAUCAACGUGAGAGGUCUAGACUCCACCGUCGGUUUCACCUCGCACGUUUCCGACCCGGCCAGCUCCGAUGCCGCCCUCGUCACCAUCCUGGAGGCUGCCGGCGCCGUCCUCUACGUCAAGACCAAUGUGCCCACUGCGAUGAUGAUCGCCGAGACGGUCAACAACGUCUUCGGACGCACGACCAACCCUAUCAACCGCCGCGUCACCCCCGGCGGCAGCUCCGGAGGCGAGGCAGCUCUGAUCACCUUUGGUGGCAGCCCACUGGGUGUGGGCACCGACAUAGGCGGAUCCCUCCGCAUUCCAGCCGCCUGCUGUGGUCUCUUCACCCUGCGCGCAUCCGGCGGUCGCUUCCCAGUGCGCAACUGUCGCUCCGGCAUGCCGGGUCAAGAGGCCGUCAUGUCCGUCAACGGUCCCCUGGGUCGUACGCUUGACGAUAUCUCCAUGUAUACGCAGGCCGUUCUGGCCGGACAGCCCUGGCUGUACGAUGCCAAGUGCCUGUCCAUCCCCUGGCGGCCCGUGGAGCCGCUGCCUCCUUCCUUGAAGAUUGCCGUGCUCUGGGACGACGGUGUCAUCCGUCCUGCGCCUCCGAUUGCGCGUGGUCUACGUACCGCCGUCGAUAAACUGCGGGCCGCCGGCCAUACGGUCAUCGACUGGGACCCCGUCGAUCAAAAGGCCGGAGCCUCCCUUCUUCGUCGCAUGUUCUUGGCCGACGGAGGCUUAACCAUCCGCCACGAGGUUCUCCGCGGCGGAGAGCCGUGGCGGCCCGAGAUGAAGGCGUAUGAAGAGGCCGAGGAGCUCGGAACCGCUGAUAUGUGGAAAUUGCACUUGGAACGGAGUGCCUUCCAGAACCGUUACCUCGACCGCUGGAAUGCCGCUGGGAUCGACGCGAUCCUCUGCCCUACCAUGCCGUCUGUUGCUGUCAAGCAUGGGGAAACACGAAACUUUGGCUACACCGGCGUCUUUAACGUGGUCGACUACUCCGUCGUCUCUUUUCCAACGGGGCUGACCGUUGACAAGAACACGGAUGAGAAGGAAGAGCGAACCGAGUAUCUAAGCGAGGACGACAGGCUUGUCACUGAGGAUUAUGAUCCCGAGACGUUUCAUGGAUUGCCCAUCAACCUUCAGCUGGCAGCAAGGCGGUUGGAGGAAGAAAAAGUUCUUGCCAUGACAAAGGUUGUUCUCUCAGCCUUGUCUGCCUGA